Durio zibethinus is the source of this 3087-nucleotide messenger RNA. Its product is annotated as pyruvate kinase family protein. Gene Ontology annotation, molecular function: pyruvate kinase activity; magnesium ion binding; potassium ion binding. Lineage: Eukaryota; Viridiplantae; Streptophyta; Magnoliopsida; Malvales; Malvaceae. Gene Ontology annotation, biological process: glycolytic process. The record is from RefSeq and is a predicted model, not a curated record.
AUAUUAUGUAUAGAUGUAUAGAUUUGCAGUAGUAAGUCAUUUUAUAAGAGAAAAAAAGCUCAAUGCAAUUACAUGGCAGUCUCGUCCCAAUCCUGAGUUCCAACCACAAAAAGUGACCCCUUUGAAUCACCUAGUAGAUUCUGCCACGAGUCGAAUUUUGACCGAAUCUGGCACGCGCUAUCCACACUUCCUACCUUCAGAUUUUCCUCUCAUUGUCUUCAUUUUUCUGCCCUCAUCUCCAGUGCUGCCGAGUAACACAGGAAGGAACCAAAACCUAAAAAAGGUUCGUAAUCAUCUCUCUUGAAAUAUUCUCUUUUAACUUAGAAUUUCCGAUGCAGGCUUCUGCUCUGAAGAAAAUUCUUAAAGAAACCCGUUACCGGGCGUAAUUGGUGUGUAAAUUUCCUAUUUCUUUUUUAUCCGAAUAUGAUUCUUGAAGGAGACAAACUUUUCUUAAAAAAAAUUGAAGGUUUGAACUCUCUUGGAUGACGGCUUCUAUAGUUACAAAUCACAAGGCUAUACGCCGUGCCAUCCACACAGCUGAUGUUUUGGAAUUUGGAUUAUGUUCCCGGAAUGGGAAGUUUGCAUAUCUGCCUUGCAGACUUAAUGUAAGGCAGCCAGUGCAAACCGUUCAAUUAUUAGCAAAAAUUAGGAACACCCUCACUUGGAAGACUAUAGCUUUUGCUAUUCCUAAUGAAAACAAUGAAGUGGAAAGAAGCAGUUCCCAUGCUUGUUCCGAUGAUCCAAUGCUUAUGCCUUUGGAAAAUAAUCAUAGUUCCAGCGAUCUGGAUGAAGAAGCUGUUUCUUCUCUUUCAGAGUCAGGAGCAGGGCUCUUUCAGAGGGUUGAAGACUCAGUAAGCCAGUCAAGCCUUCUGGAAAAAUUGAAGGCUGUACAUUUACAUGUGUUAGCGUCAGAACAGUGGAAUGCUUCUAGGCUGAAAUUAUGUCACAAAAAUUACAUGGAGAGUGCAACAAACUUAAUCCAUUAUCUGGCUUUGAAAUGUCUUGACACUGAGCCGCUCAAAGAUGAUCUUGCUUUGAUCAGUCUUCUGAAUUUGGAUAUGGUCAAUUCAUCUGUCCUGAAAACUCUAACCACAGGCAUCCAAUUGUUGGAGGACCUACAGUUGAAGUCUGUAAGAACUGAGGAGAAUGUUGGUGCAGGAAUUUGCUCUCAGGAAGAAUUAGAUAAACAAAAGAAAGGGAAUUUCAUGAUAAACACAAUGAGGAUAAAGGCAUAUUUAAACAGAGAUAAAUUAUUAGGACCACUUCAGGAUGGCAGACUUACUCAUAUCAUGACAACAGUUGGCGAAGAAGCUCUUGACAGUGAAACACUAAUAACUGAUCUUAUAAAGGCUGGGACCUCUAUUAUUCGAAUCAAUUGUGCGCAUGGAAGCCCUGAAAUUUGGAGUGAGAUAAUCAGAAGAGUAAAACAAAGUUCUCAAAUGCUGGAGGCCCCAUGUCGAAUUCUUAUGGAUUUAGCUGGACCAAAACUUCGUACGAGUAAUCUAAAGCCUGGUCCUUGUGUGGUAAAAAUAUCCCCUAAGAAAAAUGCUACGGGGAAGGUGAUUUUUCCUGCACAAGUUUGGGUUUCUCACAAAGGAACUGGCGCUCCUCCUCCUCAUGUUUCUCCUGAUGCAGUUCUGUUCAUAGAUGACCAAAAAUUUCUCACUGAGAUCAAAGUAGGUGAUACUUUGAGGUUCUUCGAUGCUAGAGGUAAGAAAAGGAUGCUAAAGAUUUCCAGAGUCCUUCACGUUUUUUCUGGUACUGGCUUUAUGGCUGAGUGUACUAGGACUGCUUAUGUUAGUUCUGGAACAGAAUUACAUAUUAAGAGGAAGAAAGGUAGGUUCCCUGUUGGACAAGUGGUAGAUGUCCCUGCUAGAGAGUCAUUUAUCAGACUAAGAGUUGGGGACUUGCUGAUUAUUUCACGGGAUGGUACAUGUGACCAGGAUAGCUCCAAUGGGCACACAAGUGGUGCUAAAAGAAUAACAUGUUCAUCGGGCUAUCUGUUUGAUGCUGUCAAACUUGGAGAGCGCAUAGCUUUUGAUGAUGGAAAGAUUUGGGGAGUCAUCAAGGGAACUAGUCUCUCAGAGAUUGUUGUCUCAAUCACUCAUGCCGGCCCAAGAGGGACUAAACUUGGAUCCCAGAAAUCCAUCAACAUCCCAGACAGCAAUAUUCCAUUCGAAGGUGUGACUUCAAAGGAUCUGGUGGAUCUUGAAUUUGUUGCUUCCCAUGCAGACAUGGUGGGUGUUUCAUUUGUUAGAGAUACUCAUGAUAUUGUUGUGCUUCGCCAAGAACUGGAGAAAAGGAAACUUCAGAACCUGGGGAUUGUUUUAAAAAUUGAAACAAGAAGUGGGUUUGAGAAAUUGCCCCUCUUGCUCUUGGAGGCAAUGAAGUCUUCAAAUCCUUUAGGAGUUAUGAUUGCGAGAGGAGAUCUUGCAGUAGAGUGUGGGUGGGAAAGAUUGGCUGAUAUGCAAGAGGAAAUAUUGUCUGUUUCCGGUGCUGCUCACAUUCCAGUUAUUUGGGCUACUCAGGUCCUUGAAUCACUUGUCAAAUCUGGUGUUCCUACCAGAGCUGAGAUUACUGAUGCUGCAAAUGGAAGGAGGGCAAGCUGCAUUAUGUUGAACAAAGGGCGACACAUUGUAGAAGCUGUUUCAACUCUAAAUAGUAUCCUCAACUCAAACUCAGAACAGAUGAAAGCCGAAGUGAAAUCUCUUCUUCUGUCCAGCCAUCUCUUUUAGGGAAGUCCAGUUUUUUGCAUUUAGUGGAGUACUGUUACUGUAUAAUUUGCAGCAGCAUGCAUCUUUAAUAAUGGAUGACUUAUCACAAAUAACAAGCAACUGACUAUAAUUGCCUAUUGGUACCGUAGUUUAUAUCAUUGAACAAUGUUUUCUCCAAAAGAAUCUUUAAGGAAAUGGUGAGCAAUGACCUGAAGAAAUUAUCUGUCCUCCACUGGCAAUGACAAAUUGUUGCAUUGUUUUUGUACGUGAUAAUUGAUUGAGAAUCUUUAAGUACAUAAAUCGUAUAAGUAACAAAUAAAGAUUUUUUUUAUAAGAAAUGUAAAUAGGUUUAAUAUUAAGUAUCAACAUUAUA